Molecule: messenger RNA, 1962 nt
Organism: Elephantulus edwardii (Cape elephant shrew)
Lineage: Eukaryota; Metazoa; Chordata; Mammalia; Macroscelidea; Macroscelididae
Product: amiloride-sensitive sodium channel subunit gamma-like
Exons: 12
Coding region: 1-1962 (653 amino acids)
Biological process (GO): sodium ion transmembrane transport
Cellular component (GO): membrane
Molecular function (GO): ligand-gated sodium channel activity
Source: RefSeq, a predicted model, not a curated record
AUGGCUCCAGGAGAGAAGAUCAAAGCCAAAAUCAAGAAGAACCUGCCGGUGACCGGGCCCCAGGCGCCCACCAUCAAGGAGCUGAUGAAAUGGUAUUGUCUCAACACCAACACGCAUGGCUGCCGGCGCAUCGUGGUGUCCCGGGGCCGCCUCCGGCGCCUGCUCUGGAUCCUCUUCACGCUCAUCGCCGUGACCCUCAUCAUCUGGCAGUGCGCGCUCCUCAUCCUCUCCUUCUAUUCCGUCUCUGUCUCCAUCAAAGUACACUUCCAGAAGCUGGACUUCCCCGCAGUCACCAUCUGCAACAUCAACCCUUACAAGUACAGUGCAGUGAAGGACCUUCUCUCCGACUUGGAACAGGAGACCCGAGUGGCCUUGAAGACCCUUUUUGGCUUUUCGGAGAUUAACCAUCGAAAACGACGUGAGGCAGAAUCCUGGACUUCAGCCUGGGAGGGCGUCCGGCCCAAAUUCCUCCACUCCGUCCCGCUGAUGUUCUUGAAACAGGAGGAGACGGGCAAGGUGGCCAGGGACUUCCUCACGGGCCGGAAGCGGAAAGUCAGUGGGAGUGUCAUUCACAAGGCUUCUGACAUCAUGCACGUGCACCAGUCCAAGCAGGUGGUGGGAUUCAAACUGUGUUCCAAUGACACGUCCGACUGUGCCACCUACACCUUCAGCUCGGGGGUCAAUGCCAUCCAGGAGUGGUACAAGCUGCAUUACAUGAACAUCAUGGCGCAGGUGCCUCUGGAGAAGAAGAUCAACAUGAGCUACUCGGCUGAGGAGCUGCUGGUGACCUGUUUCUUCGACGGAGUGUCCUGUGAUGCCAGGAACUUCACACUUUUCCACCAUCCGAUGUAUGGGAAUUGCUACACAUUCAACGGGCGGGCCAGUGACACAGUCCUCAGCACCUCCAUGGGGGGCAGUGAAUAUGGUCUGCAAGUCAUCUUGUAUAUAAAUGAAGAGGAAUACAACCCCUUCCUAGUGUCUUCCACGGGAGCUAAGGUGAUCGUCCAUCAGCAGGAAGAACACCCCUUCAUCGAGGACGUGGGGACGGAGAUUGAGACGGCAAUGGCCACCUCCAUAGGAAUGCGCCUGACGGAGUCCUUCAAGCUAAGUGACCCCUACAGCCAGUGCACGGAGGACGGGAAGGAUGUGCCCAUCACGAACAUCUACAAUGCUUCCUACACCCUCCAGAUCUGCCUCCACUCAUGUUUCCAGACAAAGAUGGUGGAGAAAUGUGGGUGUGCCCAGUACAGCCAGCCUCUACCUAAAGGAGCCAACUACUGCAAUUACCAGGAGCACCCCAACUGGAUGUAUUGCUACUAUAAACUGCAGCAGGCCUUCGUGCGGGAAGAGCUGGGCUGCCAGUCCGUGUGCCGUGAAGCCUGCAGCUUUAAGGAGUGGACGCUCACCACCAGCCUGGCUGAGUGGCCUUCUGAAGUUUCAGAGAAAUGGCUGCUGUCCAUCCUGACUUGGGACCAAGGCCAGCAAAUCAACAAGAAGCUCAACAAGACCGACUUGGCCAAACUCCUGAUCUUCUACAAAGACCUGAACCACAGAUCUGUUGUGGAGAACCCAGACAACACAAUCCCGAACCUCCUGUCGAAUUUCGGCGGCCAGCUGGGCCUGUGGAUGAGCUGCUCUGUCGUCUGUGUCAUUGAGAUCUUCGAAGUCUUCUUCAUAGACUCCCUCUCGAUCAUAACCCGUCGCAAGUGGCAGAAAGCCAAAGAGUGGUGGGCCCGGAGGCACCCCCCUGCCAAUCCCCAAGUACCCCGAAGCUCCCGGGGCCAGGACAAUAUGGCCCUGGAGGUAGAAGAAGACCCACCCACCUUCACCUCAGCUUUGAGCCUACCGCCAGGCCCAGGGACCCAGGUACCAGGCACACCGCCCCCCAGAUACAACACCUUGCGCUUAGAGAAGGCCUUCACCAGCCAGCUCAGCGACACCCAGGUGCAGGAUGAGUCCUGA